This is a messenger RNA of Esox lucius (northern pike), 5345 nucleotides long. It is a transcript of the gene atrn, whose product is annotated as attractin. The record is from RefSeq and is a predicted model, not a curated record. Gene Ontology annotation, cellular component: Golgi apparatus. The coding region runs from base 223 to 4251 and encodes 1342 amino acids. NCBI's taxonomy places the organism in Eukaryota, Metazoa, Chordata, Actinopteri, Esociformes, Esocidae. The transcript has 27 exons. Gene Ontology annotation, molecular function: protein binding.
CAAUAUGCGACUCGGUGCAGUGGUGGUAACGUAGCCACCAGAAAGAUGUAAACGACGAACGAGAUUAAAAUCACUCACAACAAGAACAUAGGACUCAUAAUAGCAAUAACUGAGUCCCCUUUUAAAUACCACGGCGCUAGAAAAACUGUCUGGUCGCAUUCAAAUACGACCAGGAGUGGGCUAGUGGCGCGGACCUGUUCCUAGCAGCCAUCUUUUGUGAGAAUGGACGGGACGAUACGACUGCGGGCCUGUUGUGGCUUUGAUGCUGGCCACAGCCUGAGUUUUAAACGCGAAUUGUUGGAGGUUGGUGGCCGAGGCGCGAUGCUCCAAACACUGCUACUGUUCUCAGCGUUCGGGCUGGUCCUUGGACUGCCCGCUAUCACCGAGGCGAAAGAAUGCGACAAACCGUGCAUGAAUGGGCAGUGCAACCCGGCUACCGGCAACUGUGUGUGCGCCCCAGGCUGGGUCGGGGACCAAUGCCAACACUGCGGUGGACGGUUCAGGCUGACGGGUCCUUCGGGGUUCCUGACUGACGGACCAGGGAACUACAAGUACAAGACCAAGUGCACCUGGCUGAUCGAGGGAACGACCAACUCCAUUCUCAGACUGCGGUUCGACCACUUUGCCACAGAGUGCAGCUGGGACCAUCUGUAUGUGUAUGACGGAGACUCCAUCUACGCGCCGCUCCUGGCAGCGUUCAGUGGGCUGAUAGUUCCUGAACGCUAUGGCAACGAGUCUGUUCCAGAGGUGGUGUCACAGUCUGGUUACGCCCUCCUGCACUUCUUCAGUGAUGCCGCUUAUAACCUGACUGGCUUCAACAUCUCAUACAGGGUUAACACGUGUCCCAACAACUGCUCCGGCCAAGGGAAGUGUGUGGCCGGGAACUCCACGAGGUCUGUGUACUGUGAAUGUGCAGCCAACUGGAAAGGCGAGGCCUGUGAUAUUCCCUACUGCCUGUCAGACUGUGGUUGGCCUGAGAGGGGGCGUUGCCGUCGCACCACCAAGACCUGUGACUGCCAGCCUGGAUGGCAAGGUCCAGACUGCUUGGUGUCGGUCCCAGCUAACUCGUCGUUCUGGCAGCGUGAGGAGUUCUCUAAUCCGGGUCUGGCCCGGGCAUCCCACAAGGCCAUAGUGGACCAGGGGAUAAUGUGGGUCAUCGGGGGUUAUGUCUUCAACUCCUCUGACUACCAGAUGGUUCAAGCGUACAACCUGAGCUCCAGACGCUGGCUGUCGCUCAACCCCUCGGUUAACUCUGUCACGGCACGAUAUGGACACUCUCUGGCUCUUCACCAGGGCAAGAUCUACAUGUACGGAGGGAAGAUGGAUGCCACUGGCAACGUGACCAGUCAGCUGUGGGUGUUUGACAUUCAGAACCAGACCUGGGUGUCCCUGUCCCCGCGUACCCAGGAACAGUGGGCUGUGGUGGGGCACUCUGCCCACAUCGUGCCCCCCCUGCUGGAAGGUGGUAGUCCGGUCAUGUUAGUGUUGUUCGGACACUGCCCACUGUAUGGCUACAUCAGCCAGGUCCAGGAGUACAACAUUGCCAAGAACACGUGGGGCGCCGUGGUGACCGACGGGGCGCUGGUGCAGGGAGGCUACGGCCACAGCAGUGUGUUUGACUCCUCCUCCAGAGCCGUCUACAUCCACGGAGGUUACAAGGCCGUCAACGCCAACAAGUACGGCCUGUCUGGAGACCUGUACAGAUACGACGUGGACCGCAGUCGGUGGACAAUUCUAAAGGACAGCGGGUUCUUCAGGUAUCUCCACACGGCGGUUAUCAUCAGUGGAACCAUGCUGGUGUUUGGAGGGAACACACACAACGACACGUCCAUGAGCUAUGGAGCCAAGUGCUUCUCCUCCGACUUCAUGGCCUACGACUUGGCCUGUGAUGAGUGGUCAGUGCUGCCCAAACCAGACCUUCACCACGAUGUCAACCGCUUCGGGCACACAGCCGUUCACAGUGACAGUGUAAUGUAUGUGUUCGGAGGUUUCAACAGCCUCUUGCUGAGUGAUGUUCUGGUGUACACGCCAGCCAGCUGCUCCAGUGCUUCCACCCCUUCCACCUGCACAGCAUCCUGGCCAGGGGUUCACUGUCUCUGGGACGACUCUCUGGGGACCUGCGUCCCCUGGGACUUCAGACCCGGGCCCCUGGAUGAGCAGACGGCCUUGGCCUCCUGUGGACCCAGAACGUAUUCCGACAGCGAACAGUGCGACCAGUAUGCAGACUGCUACAGCUGUACCGCCAACACCAACGGCUGUCAGUGGUGUGCCGUUCGGUGUGUCUCUGUGAACUCCAACUGUACUGCUGCCACGGGAGCCAUAGUGGAGUAUGACGUGUGUCCUAAAGACAACCCCUCCUAUGUCUGCAACAAGAAGACCAGCUGUAAGAGCUGUGGGGCGGACCCGAACUGUCAAUGGGAGCCACGAAACACUGAGUGCAUCUCUCUGCCUGAGAACAUCUGUGGUGAGAGUUGGCACCUAGUUGGCAACUCAUGUCUGAAGUUCAUCACAGCGAAGGACUCGUACGACAACGCCAAGCUGACCUGUCGGGGUCACAAUGCUGUCCUGGCAUCAUUGACCAGUCAAAAGAAGGUGGACUUUGUCCUCAAGGAGCUGCAGAUCAUGAGUGUGCUGUACAAGGCCUCUGUGACACCAUGGGUGGGCCUCAGGAAGAUUAACGUCUCCUAUUGGUGCUGGGAAGACAUGUCACCGUUCACUAACACCUCCCUCCAGUGGUUGCCGGGGGAACCUAGCGACGCCGGUUUCUGCGGUUACCUGGCAGAACCGGCCUCCAGUGGACUGAAAGCCCAGACCUGCAUCAACCCUGUUAAUGGAUCGCUGUGCGAACGAGCAGCCAAUCACAGCGCCAAGCAGUGUCGGACGUCGUGCGCCAUGCGGGCCACCUGCAAUGAGUGUACCAGCAGCAGCUCUGAGUGCAUGUGGUGCAGCAACAUGAGACAGUGUGUGGACUCCAGUGCCUACGUGGCCUCCUUCCCCUUCGGACAGUGUAUGGAGUGGUACACCUUGAACAGCUGCCCACCUGAAAACUGUUCCGGGUACAGGACGUGUGGCCAGUGUCUGGAUCAGCCAGCCUGUGGUUGGUGUACAGACCCCAGUAAUACUGGGCGUGGCCAGUGCAUUGAGGGGUCCUAUCGGGGACCGUUUCAGACAACAGUUCCGGCACCUUCGACUCUCCUUGGUCCUGCCUCUAGUCCCGCCUCCCAGCCAGCCCUUAAUGUCAGCAUGUGUCCCUAUGACACCAAUUACAACUGGAGCUUUAUACACUGUCCAGCGUGCCAGUGUAACGGACACAGUCAGUGCGUGAACCAGAGUGUGUGUGAGAGGUGUGAGGACCUGACCACGGGACGACACUGUGAGAGCUGCGUCUCUGGUUACUACGGUGACCCCAACAACGGGGGCAGCUGCCAACCGUGUAAGUGUAACGGCCAUGCCAGCAUUUGUAACACCAACAACGGAAAGUGUUUCUGCACGACCAAGGGCAUCAAAGGAGACCGUUGCCACCUGUGCGAAGUGGAGAACCGUUACCAAGGCAACCCUCUGAAAGGAACUUGUUACUACACCUUGCUGAUUGACUAUCAGUUUACCUUCAGUCUCUCCCAAGAAGAUGACCGAUACUACACCGCCAUCAACUUUGUAGCUACGCCAGAGGAGCAGAAUCGUGAUCUAGUUGUUUUCAUAAAUGCCUCAAAGAACUUCAACCUCAACAUCACCUGGGCGGCCAGCUUCACAGGUACUCAGACCGGGGAGGAGAUCCCGAUUGUCUCCAGGAGUAGCAUUAAGGAGUUUAAGGACAGUUUCUCCAACGAGAACUUUGACUUCCGCAACAACCCCAACAUCACCUUCUUUGUCUAUGUCAGCAACUUCACCUGGCCCAUUAAAAUACAGAUUGCAUUCUCUCAACACAGUAACUUCAUGGAUCUGGUGCAGUUCUUCGUCACGUUCUUCAGCUGCUUCUUGUCCCUCCUCCUGGUGGCGGCAGUCGUCUGGAAGAUAAAACAGAGUUGCUGGGCAUCACGGCGACGAGAGACAUGCUGUCUCACCUCUCCGAAUCAGACAUGCUGUCUCACCUCUCUGAACCGGACAGGCUGUCUCACCUCUCUGAACCGGACAGGCUGUCUCACCUCUCUGAACCGGGCAGGCUGUCUCACCUCUCUGAACCGGGCAGGCUGUCUCACCUCUCUGAUCCAGACAAGCAGUAUAUCUUCAUACCAUAUGAUGUAUUUACUUUGAAUGUGGGGUUUUGAGGCUAAUCCAUAGCCCAGCCUUUGCAAGUGAGAAUGCAGGAAAACAUUCACGUCUGUACAAUUAAUGUAAUUGAAUAGAGGCAAAAAUGUGCCUUUAUAACUUCAGUAGGCCUAUACAAAAGAACAUCAAAGACAAAAUUAACGAUAGGUUAAAAAAAAAAAAAAGGAAAUAUUUUAUUCAUUUCGUAAAGAAUUAACACAUGGUGCUGACUUGGCUGUGGAUUGAUGGUUCAGCAUUGUAUGGACGAAGGGUUUGGUGUUCUGGGUGUUCAGGUAGCCCUGAGCGAAAGCUAGGCCAGCAUUAUCCACUCUUAUAGCACGGCUGAAGCCUGAUCUGGAACAUGUGGCUAACUGAAGCUAAUUAAAAUAAGCAGACAAUAUCCAUAUAGUCUCUGAAUCCCUCUUCAAACCCCCCCCAUCUCCCUUCUGCCCCUCCUUUAUCCCUGUUCCUCCUCUAUCCCUCCACCUACUUCGUCCACCCUGUCUCCUCCUUGUCAAUCCCUCCACCUCCUCCAUUUGUUCUCACAAUGCACCCCCCCCCCCCUCUAUCGACUGCCAGUCUGCCUGUCUCUCCGCCUGCCUGUCUAUCUGUGUGGUGGUAUGUUAUUGUAAUCACAGUUCAAAACCCCAAUGUUAAUAUGUUGUUCAGUGUCUGCCGGUCAGAUGAUGUCAUCCCGUUCAUGUUAUUUCUCCUGAGAUUAAACCAUUUCAUUCCCUCGCUGGUUUACCCCUGAAGGCUUCAUUCACACAUUUUGAUUGAUUAUACAGCUGUUUCCUGAAUGGCACUCUGACCCCUCUGUAGCGCACCAUUUCAGGCCAGGAUAGUGUGUUAGUGGCCUGUGUGCCUUGUACCAUGCAUUGAUUCAUCCUGUCACAUUCACCACCUUACCUGUCUCCCUCCCUUCAUCCAAAAAAACACCAUCAAUACAAUAUGCAUUAUUUUUCGGAGGUGCUUAUAUUCAUUGUAAAUGGACGGUAAAAUGAACAACGUUCAAACUGUUUUUAUGCCGUCACAGCUGCGGAAUUGUGCUCGGAUACACAAUUCAUCCUGUGGGUGUACAUUUCCCAGGUAGCAGAAGG